Molecule: messenger RNA, 516 nt
Organism: Gryllus bimaculatus (two-spotted cricket)
Lineage: Eukaryota; Metazoa; Arthropoda; Insecta; Orthoptera; Gryllidae
Source: the annotation of a GenBank genome assembly
GUCGGUACUCAGCUCGCCUCUCUGGUCGUCGUUGUCAACCCUCGUGCUGAAGCAUUGGGCGUUUGACCUCUGCGCCUGAUUCUUUUUCGGCGACGCGAUUUAGACUCGUUUUGAUCUGAGGCGCUGCGGCAGCGGAGCGACCGAGGGGCGAUGGUCAUCAUGAAGCUGGGCGCGGCCGCCGAGGGGCGCUGCGAGGACCUCGAGCCCGAGACGCUGCGGGAGAAGGACAUUCUGAUAACACGUGAUUUUCGUUUGACCCUUCCUCGCACAGAUUCAGGCGUGGAAGAGAAAGGUCGUGACUUUCGGUCGGAGGGGGAAGUGGAGGCGGGAGGAAGAAAGAAGAUUGAGAAGGAGCAACUUUUUCGCAGAUGCAAGCUUUCACCAACUGCCAAUCGCGGGGUUGGUCGGCAAGCGCUUACUCGCUUUAAGGAGCAACGCUCAUCUUGGAACCAAAACUUGAAUUCAUGUUAUUGGAAAAAUCGUUCAGCUUAUGCUAUAAGACUUAAUUAUGAAUGA